UUCACCUCCAAGUGCAACGCAGCUUGCUGGUAAAGAUGACUCUUCCGCUUCUUUCCUCGUCGCCAUUACGGGCAUUUCCAUCGGUUGUGCGAUUGGCUUGCCGCUCCAACUCAACCACGUCUAAAAGUGUCGCAAACGAGCUCGAGAAUCUCAUACGCCCGGCUAGACCAGCCCCUGCAGCGCAGAGAUUGCCGCUCCGCCGCCAGACAAACCGCCAGCGAGCCAUUGAAGAGGAGAGGACGCUUAGGGAAAACCGACUCAUGGAAAAAUUUCAGACGCGCGAAUGGAAGGCUGGUGAUAUAUAUGCCCCUCAUGAUCUCAGCCCUGCCGAGAUGAAGAAAUGGAACAAGCGCAACCCUCCAACUUCAGACGUCUUUGAUGCCGUCAAUCUGAACCCUCUGGAUGUCUAUAAGAACUUUUCCAUUAUGUCCGAAUAUAUGACCGAUAUGGGACGUAUCAAACACAGAAAAGUGACCGGCCUACGGGGCGUGAACCAGCGGAAGCUUGCGAAGGCAAUCCGAAGAGCUAUUGGUGUUGGCUUAAUGCCGAGUGUUCACCGUCAUCCAGAGAUUCUCGCGGAGAUAAAGUUCAGGACUGAUGGCGGAUUCUGAGAGAAGUGCAUGAUGCUCCUCUACUUGAAGCAGACCGAGCUUUCUCAUGAAACGAUGUUCUAUUCCCUUUUGUUAUCAAGAUGAAUGCUGGCAUUACAGAGCAAUGUACUAUAUCAAUC
This is a messenger RNA of Aspergillus nidulans FGSC A4, 730 nucleotides long. Its product is annotated as mitochondrial 37S ribosomal protein RSM18. The record is from RefSeq and is a predicted model, not a curated record. The transcript is spliced from 3 exons. The coding region runs from base 36 to 611 and encodes 191 amino acids. Gene Ontology annotation, cellular component: ribosome. Gene Ontology annotation, biological process: translation. Gene Ontology annotation, molecular function: structural constituent of ribosome. NCBI's taxonomy places the organism in Eukaryota, Fungi, Ascomycota, Eurotiomycetes, Eurotiales, Aspergillaceae.